AUGACCGCUGCAAUUAGAAUGCUUGCUUAUGGAGUGUCGGCCGAUUUCAUGGAUGAAUACAUAAGGAUUGGAGAAACCACUGCAAUAAAAAGCUUAAAAAAAUUUGUUAAAGCAGUAGUUUCAAUCUUUUAUGAAGAGUACUUGAGGUCACUAAACAACAAUGACAUUGCAAGGUUGUUAGCGGUUGGCCAACACUGUGGAUUUCCAGGAAUGCUGGGGAGCAUCGACUGCAUGCAUUGGAAAUGGAAGAAUUGUCCAAGUAAGUGGAAAGGUCAAUAUAUUGGUCAUACUUGUGAUCCAACGAUAAUUUUGGAAAUCGUGGCGUCGUAUGACCUUUGGAUAUGGCAUGCAUUUUUUGGGUUACCAAGGUCUCACAAUGACAUCAAUGUCCUAAAGCAGUCUUCUGUAUUUUCUGAGCUUGCUAAAGGGUGUGCUCCUUCGGUUAGUUACUCGAUAAAUGGUAAUGACUAUUCGAUGGGGUACUAUCUUGCAGGUGGUAUAUAUCCAUCAUGGGCAACAUUUGUCAAAACAAUUCCAGCACCAUAA
Messenger RNA from Quercus lobata, 546 nucleotides. RefSeq lists its product as uncharacterized. The transcript has a single exon. The record is from RefSeq and is a predicted model, not a curated record. The coding region runs from base 1 to 546 and encodes 181 amino acids. Lineage: Eukaryota; Viridiplantae; Streptophyta; Magnoliopsida; Fagales; Fagaceae.